This is a messenger RNA of Musa acuminata AAA Group (dessert banana), 573 nucleotides long. RefSeq names its product phospho-2-dehydro-3-deoxyheptonate aldolase 2, chloroplastic-like. The record is from RefSeq and is a predicted model, not a curated record. Gene Ontology annotation, molecular function: 3-deoxy-7-phosphoheptulonate synthase activity. The transcript is spliced from 3 exons. The coding region runs from base 1 to 573 and encodes 190 amino acids. Gene Ontology annotation, biological process: aromatic amino acid biosynthetic process. Lineage: Eukaryota; Viridiplantae; Streptophyta; Magnoliopsida; Zingiberales; Musaceae.
AUGGAACCAAAAGGUAUAAUUAAAGUCACCUUCCGUCCCGUCAGUGGGAGGAAAGGAGAGGUGUUCCUCCACGGUUUGGGCGCCGGAAAGUUAGAGGUCGAAGCCGGUGCUCCAGAUCCCGGUGGAGUUGGAUUCGGUCCUCCGGAGCCUGGAGGCGUGCCCGCCGCUGGCCCGCCGCUGGUGUUCGCUGGCGAGGCGCGGAAGCUGGAGGAGAGGCUCGCCGAGGCUGCGUUCGGCCGUGCGUUCUUGCUUCUGGGGGGCGACCGCACCGAGAGCUUCAGGGAGUUCAGUGCCGACGAAAUAAGGGACACGUUUAGGGUUUUGUUGCAGAUGGGCCUCGUCUUGACCUUCGGAGGACAGAUGCCCACGAUCAAGGGAGACAUCAUUCACGGUGAUACCUUCGAUGAAAAGGGUCGAGAGCCAGAUCCAAGACGGCUGCUGAAAACCUACAGCCAGUCCGCAGCAACCUUGAAUCUUCUUGGAGCAUUUGCGACCGGUGGCUAUGCAUCCAUUGACAGAGUCAACGAGUGGAACCUUGGUUUCUUGGAUCGCCGCGAGCAAGGAGUCAGGUGA